This is a messenger RNA of Adineta ricciae, 2844 nucleotides long. The record is from the annotation of a GenBank genome assembly. Lineage: Eukaryota; Metazoa; Rotifera; Eurotatoria; Adinetida; Adinetidae.
AUGUUUCGUGAUAAAAAACCAGCUGCACGAGAUAAUUUGGAAGCAUUGAAAAAUGAAAUUGAAUUGGACGAACAUAAAAUUUCCAUUGGUGAGGUUUAUCGAAGAUAUGGAACAAGUCCUGCAAUGGGCCUUACAGAAGAACGAGCAGCAGUGCUUCUUGAACGGGAUGGUCCAAAUGAUUUAACACCAGCUCGAACAACUCCUGAAAUAGUUCGUUUAGCCAAAAAUAUGUUCGGUGGUUUUGCGAUGCUUCUCUGGGUUGGCGCUUUUCUUUGUUUUAUUGCACAUUUUUUGGAAUUGUAUACAUUAGAAGAUCCGCAAUAUGAUAAUAUGUAUUUAGGAAUUGCCCUAGCAAGCGUAAUUAUUAUUACGGGAUUCUUUUCAUAUCAUCAACAAGCGAAAAGUUCGAAAAUUAUGGAAUCGUUCAAAUAUUUAGUUCCACAAGCAGCUUGUGUUGUUCGACAUGGAAGAUCGAGAAACAUUAAUCCUGAAGAUAUCGUUGUCGGAGAUAUUGUGGAAGUUCAUCGUGGCAAUCGAAUUCCAGCUGAUAUUCGAAUAAUUCGUGCGCAUGGUCUCAAAGUUGAUAAUUCUUCGUUAACUGGAGAAUCUGAACCACAAUCACGUGGAACUGAAUAUACAAAUGAAGAUCCUUUAGAAACAAGAAAUUUAGCUUUUUUUGGAACAUUUGCUGUCGAAGGUUCAUGCAUUGGUGUUGUUAUUCGUACUGGUGACAAAACAUUCAUUGGAAGAAUUGCAAAUUUAACUGCGGGUGUUGAAUCGGGUAAAACUCCAAUUGCAACUGAAAUCAAUCAUUUCAUUCGUAUCAUAACGAUCAUUGCCGUUGUUGUUGGUGUGAUCUUUUGUAUCUGUUCUCUUUCACUUGGCUAUACAUACGUUGAAGCCGUCGUUUUUCUUAUCAGUGUGAUCGUCGCUCAAGUUCCUGAAGGUCUUCUAGCCACUGUUACUGUUUGUUUAACAUUAACAGCACAACGAAUGGCACGGAAAAAUUGUUUUGUAAGAAAUUUGGAAGGAAUCGAAACUCUUGGGUCAACAACAAUCAUUUGUUCAGAUAAAACAGGAACAUUGACACAAAAUCAAAUGACUGUUGCUCAUAUGUGGUUUGAUAACCAUAUUAUUGAUGCAGAUGUCGAAGCUUUUCAAUCGAAAUCAAAUUAUACAAGAUUUUCUCAUUGUUGGAAAGCGUUAACACGUUGUGCAAUGUUAUGUAAUACAGCAAUAUUUAAAGAUGAUCCAGACAAUCUUACUAAACCAAUUUUACAACGACAAAGUGAAGGUGAUGCAAGUGAAACAGCCAUUCUGAAAUGUAUGGAAGCAACUGUCGGAAGUGUGUCAACAUAUCGAACAAUAAAUCCAAAGAUUUGUGAAGUUCAAUUUUCUUCAUCAAAUCGUUAUCAAUUUUCAAUUCAUUCGACAAAUGAUAAUGAUGAUCGAUAUUUACUUGUUAUGAAAGGUGCACCAGAAAAAAUCCUCAAAAAUUGCUCAACAAUAUUUGUUGAUGGCUCGGAAAUCGGUUUUAAUGAUUAUUGGAAAAAAGAAUAUGAAAAAGCAUUCAAAGAAUUAAGUAAUCUUGGCGAACGUGUUUUAGCAUUUGCUGAUUAUCGUUUACCAUUAAAUCAAUAUCCUCGAGACUUUCCAUUCGAUUGUGAUACAAUUAAUUUUCAUGUUAAUCCAUAUUAUGAAAAUUUCAAUUUUCCAACUACUGGUCUCAGAUUUUUAGGUUUAAUUUCUUUAAUUGAUCCACCACGCGUAAACGUUGCACAAGCUGUAAGUAAAUGUCGAUCGGCUGGUAUUCGAAUUUUGAUGGUUACAGGUGAUCAUCCAUUAACUGCAGCUGCGAUUGCUCGAGCCACAGGAAUUAUUACAGAUCAAAGUCCAACAGAGAAACUGUUAGAAAAUAUCAAUGAUACAACAACAAAAGCGUGUGUUAUUCAUGGAAAUGCACUGAAAAAUUUAACUAAAGAUCAAUUAGAUGAAGUUAUCAAAUCUCAUGAAGAAGUGGUCUUUGCACGGACAAGUCCUCAGCAAAAGUUGAUUAUUGUGGAAAGUUGUCAGAGGUUAGGAGAAAUUGUUGCUGUGACUGGCGAUGGAGUGAAUGAUUCACCAGCAUUGAAAAAAGCGGAUAUUGGAAUUGCAAUGGGAAUUACAGGAUCAGAUGUGAGAACAAUUGCAAUUUUAUGUAUUGAUUUGGGUACGGAUAUGUUUCCUGCUAUUUCAUUAGCCUACGAAAGAGCGGAAUCAGAUAUUAUGCAACGUCCACCAAGAGACGCCAAACGUGAACAUUUAGCUACAGAUCGAUUAAUUUGGAUGAGUUAUGGGCAAUUAGGAAUGAUUCAAGCGGGUGGAGGAUUCUUUGUUUAUACAGUUGUUAUGGCAGAAAAUGGAUUUCUACCUUCAAGAUUAUUAGGAUUACGAAAAUCAUGGGAUUCAAGAGCGGUUAAUGAUUUAGAAGAUUCUUAUGGACAAGAAUGGUCUUAUGAACAACGUAAAGCAUUGGAAGAUACAUGUCACACAGCUUUCUUUGUUACUGUUGUUAUUGUUCAAUGGACUGUUCUGUUAUGUUGUAAAUCUCGGCGAAAUUCUCUUUUUCAUCAAGGAAUGUCAAAUCAAGUAUUAAAUAUGAGUAUUAUUUUUGAAACUGUUUUAGCAAUUAUCAUUUCAUAUACUCCAUAUGUUAAUCGUGGUCUCAUGAUGUAUCCUUUAAAAUUACAUUGGUGGUUCUUACCAUUACCAUUCACUUUACUUGUUUUUGUUUAUGAUGAAUGGAGAAAAUUAUUAAUUCGAAAAUUUCCGGGAUCAUUUAUUGAUCAAGAAACUUCUUAUUAA